Molecule: messenger RNA, 1786 nt
Organism: Acanthaster planci (crown-of-thorns starfish)
Lineage: Eukaryota; Metazoa; Echinodermata; Asteroidea; Valvatida; Acanthasteridae
Product: ribosomal biogenesis factor-like
Biological process (GO): ribosome biogenesis
Cellular component (GO): nucleolus
Source: RefSeq, a predicted model, not a curated record
ACCACGCGCGUGGAACCACGUGGCCCUUGCUUUACGCCCUCAAGUGACAAUAAAAGAAAUCCGGAAAUGACGGUACUGAUCAUGUCAUGUGUGUCGCAACGCGUACUACUUCAGCACGCGUUGGCCUAGCCUGCAUGCUGUGUAACUCGUGCUAGGCAAGAGAUUUCCUCUAUGCUCGUGUACACUGUUGUGCCAUGACUGUGUCGUAUGUUGUUCAGGCUGGUUCCCAUAGUUUCUGGCAUUUAUUUACAUAACUUUACUGCGGAAACCAGUUCAUGAUUUGGAACAUUUGAAUCAAUGGUAGAAUGGGGAAAACUAAGAAGCAGAGGAGUCAGUUGGUCAAAGUGAAGGGUACCAGUGAAAAGCAGUCAACCAACCACAGAACUUUCAAGGUAUCACAACACAAAGCGACUAAGGCAAAACACAAAGCCAAAGUAGUGUCAACAAACCUCAAAAGGAACAGACAGCAAGUCUGCAAUAUCAACGAUAGAUUUAGAGAUAUCCAACAAUCAACGGUAACGAUCAGUCAGCCCAAGGCCACAACACCAACAUUAUUGAAACAGGUUGGUAAGUCCUCAAGAUCAAGGCCACCUAACAUGGAGGAGGCAACAAGGCAGAUGGCAAUGCUAUGAUUGAUGUUGGUCCAAGGUGUUGACAAUGUACAUGUACAGUGCAUUUUCCUUUUGUAGCCCUGACCAUGUAGAUGGAUUUUGGAGUUCUCAGCAUUCUGUCAUCUUACAUCCCAGCCCUCAUUCCAUAGGACACCUCAACAGAAGUAAUAAGCAAUCACAUACCAGAAACUGAUUGUGAACAAUCUUUGAGUCAACACACCCUCAGUGGUCAAAACUUGUCUACCAGUGGUGUGAAUUUGGGGGAUGGGUUUUUUUUUUGUUUCUGGAGGGGAUGACUUGCCCAGCUAUGGACAUUUGAAAAGGGGAGGGGGACUGACACUAUUUAGGGUUGAUGUUCAAGAUACAGAAGUACAUCUGGCAUAUUUAUGGCUCUUUUGUUUUCCUUUUUGAUUGAUAUGGAGUACAUUUUAGUCAUGAGGAAGUCCGAAAAAUUCGUCACAAUCCACUUUAAGUUUUUGCUUACUACAAAAAAGUAGGGGAAUACCAAUCCCCACCCCAACAAAUGUGUGUGGGGGAUAUAUACCCCAUCCCCCUUCAUUUUAUGAAUUCUGCCGGUACCAUGCACUAUCACUCAAAGAUGAGAAGUUUAUCCACACUUAAAAACAGACAUCUUUGUGCCAUUUGAGUGUUGAAUGACCUUGUAAAUACAGGUAGGCUAUAUUGUGCCACGUGAUACACUGUUCAUGUACUUUACCUCAAAGAUUUUGCAUACAAAAUAUUCAAAUGCAAUUGUAAAUUGAAAAAUGUGUCAGAAUGUUUUGAUUGUGCUCAGUGCAAGUGCAGACCUUGACAGAUUUUGCUCUGUGUAAAAUGGGGCAAAAUUUGGAAAGUUUCCAAAGGUGCUUUAGAAUUUAGUUGAUUUUCAUUGUUUCAUUUUAUAAAAACCUAUCAAUGAAAAUAAGCACCACAUGUAACCAUUCAAAUUUAUUUUCAUUUCCUUCCUUCCAUGCCCUUCUACUUGAUAAUCAUUCAUGUAACAAUGAUGAGAUGGCUCUUAUAUCUUGACAGUGGCAUGGAACUUACUAUUUGUUUUGUUAACUAUAAGUUAUUUCAUUCAAGAUUACAAGGGCAAUCACUGUGGUAGUUUUGAACAAUUUUGAAGUACUGUAUUGUUUUUUCUUUACUGCCACAUGAAAUAAAACACAUGAAAUUAA